Molecule: messenger RNA, 1344 nt
Organism: Colletotrichum truncatum
Lineage: Eukaryota; Fungi; Ascomycota; Sordariomycetes; Glomerellales; Glomerellaceae
Product: lectin family integral membrane protein
Biological process (GO): endoplasmic reticulum to Golgi vesicle-mediated transport
Cellular component (GO): endoplasmic reticulum membrane; endoplasmic reticulum-Golgi intermediate compartment; Golgi membrane
Molecular function (GO): D-mannose binding
Source: RefSeq, a predicted model, not a curated record
AUGCGUGUGUCGCAAGCUCCCCUGAGCUCGACGCUCGCCUUCCUGCUCGGUGCGAGCUUGACACAAGCUCAGUACCUCAUCAAUGAGCUCAGUUUCGGUUACUCGGGCAGCAUAUCACCCAACAACGAUGGCCACGUUCCCAACUUUGUCCUCCAGGGACAGCCGAACCAGCCCGAAAUCCUCUCCAACAAGAUCAUUCUUACCCCCGUUGCACCUGGGAACCAGCGCGGCUCCAUCUGGAGCACUCAACAGGUGACGCACAACAACUGGAUCGCCGAUAUCGACUUCCGAGCCAACGGCCCCGAGCGCGCCGGCGGAAACCUCAACAUUUGGCUAACCCACGGCGGCGCCAACGACGUCGGCAUGAGCUCGGCCUACACUGUCGGACGCUUCGACGGUCUUGUCCUUGUCAUUGACGGUCAUGGCGGCACCGGCGGCAUGGUGCGCGGCUUUCUGAACGACCGCUCGACCGACUACAAGGCACGGAGCGAUAUCAGCAGUCUUGCCUUUGGUCACUGCCAGUACCAGUACCGCAACCUUGGUCGUCCCAGCCAGAUCAAGCUGCGCCAGACUUCUAGUGUUUUCAAGGUCGAGAUCGACGGCCGCCUUUGCUUCGAGACCGACAAGGUCAAGAUCCCUACCGGCUACAGCUUUGGUAUCACCGCCGCCAGCGCCGACAACCCCGAUUCCUUUGAGAUCUUCAAGAUGGUUGUGAUGGCCGAGUCGCUGCAAACUGACAACGCGCACCAAGACCACAGCAAGAGCCAGCAACAUCAGCAAGAGCAGCAGCACCAAGCCCAUGAGCAGAAGUCCAACCAGGGCCAGCCCAGUGUCAAGAACCCGCGCGGCCCCGUUGACCCCGCCAAGCUCGAGAUCCUGCCCGACACCAACGCCGACACCAUCACGUCGUCUAAGGCGCAGUUCGCCGACUUGCAUAACCGCCUGCAGUCAAUUAACCAUCAAAUCGGCACCAUCUACAGCUCCGUCAACCAGUACGGCCAGCACGCCGAGAACCGCCACGCUGAGACUUCAAAGAUUCUUGACUCGCUCCGCCAGGAGCUGCGCCGCCUUGAGAAGAUCAACGAUCUUGAGGGCCGCAUCAACGGUCUCGAGCGCGAGAUCCGCGCCAUGCGCACCGACCUUAACCUGCAGAUGAAGAACACGGAGCACUCUCUCAAGGGUUACAUGAGUGACCAUCACGCCACUCUGUCGUCCAACAUUGUCAACGCCGCUCCCGGCCACGGCAAGCUUAUCCUUGUGAUUGUCGGCUCACAAAUCGUUCUGGCCAUUGGCUACGUGGUGUACAAGAGGAAGAAGAACGCCAUGCCCAAGAAGUACUUGUAA